This is a messenger RNA of Lactuca saligna, 1470 nucleotides long. The record is from the annotation of a GenBank genome assembly. Lineage: Eukaryota; Viridiplantae; Streptophyta; Magnoliopsida; Asterales; Asteraceae.
AUGGAUGCUGUACGCCGACCUAAUCUCGAUCUUAGUAAUUCUUCACCCAUUUCAUCAAUUUACACCAAAACCCCUCAAACACCAACCUCUUUCACUUUUCCCUAUAAGUACCGAUUAUCUUCUUCCAAUUUCAAUGGUUACCAUAGCAAGUGUAAAGUACCAACACCAUGUCAAGCUUUACCCAAGGAAAAUUCGAACGAAUCAGUUGAAUCCAAUAAGAAAUUGAUUGAUUCAAUCGCUAAAGGUUUGAUUGGGCUCGCUGCUGCAGUUUCUGUUUGUUUAGAUUCGCCAGCUCUUGCCGAGUCCUUGACAAUAGCAUUCCCAGCUUCUCGUACUCAUGAGGUGAAUGCUGUGCAGCGAACUCUCGUAGAGACUUGGGGCAGCAGACAUAACUCUGCACUAGCAACACUUGAUGGAAUUGAUGUAAUGGGAAGCAAAUUAGCUGAUGAGGUGAUAUCUAUGAUAGAACGCAAUCCUAAAGUUGAAAAGAUAUCAUUUAUAGGUCACUCACUUGGUGGCCUGAUAUCAAGAUAUGUUAUUUCUAAUCUCUACACACAGAAUCAAACAUACCAAGACAGAUCUGGUAAAAUUGCUGGAGUUGAGGCUAUUAACUUUAUUACAGUUGCGACUCCACACCUUGGCUCAAGUGGACACAGACAGGUCCGAAUAUUCUGUGGAGUCAGAGGUCUUGAGAAAGUAGGGUACCACAGUUCUGUGGUGGUUUGAAGAACAGGAAGACAUAUGUAUUUGAAACACAAGGCUAAUGGAUAGAGACAGACCCCUCUCUUGGUUCAGAUGGCCAAUGAUUCAGAACACCUAAAGUUCAUAUCCGCAUUGGAGUCGUUCAAACGCCGUGUUGUUUAUGCAAAUGUCCAUUCAGACCAUCUUGUGGGAUGGAUCACAUCAUCAAUCCGUCAUCAGAUUCAGCUGCCUAAGAUAAAAAAUCUUGUGAGAAGUGGUAGAUAUCCCCAUAUUCUCAAGGAAGAUGCAGAAAAUAUCACAAAAUAAGAAACCUCUCUGGACCCACAUCCCAAAACCCACAAGACUAAGACAGCCACUGCCACUGCCACUGCCAGCAUGGAAGGUAGCAACCAAUUCAUUAUUCAACUGUUGAGUUAUAUGAAUUCUAAUACCAUCAAUUAAAAAUGCAGAAAUGAUGAUUAAGGGAUUGAGUCAAAUAAGUUGGGAAUGGGUUGAUGUUAGCUUUAAAGGAAGUAACCAAAGAUACCUUGCACACAAUACAAUCCAGGCAAGCAUCACACCCCCGCCCAUAUGUUUCUUUACAUUUCAAUCUCUAUUCUUCAUUAUUAUUAUUCAUGUUGUUGUUCAAACUUAAAAUAAAAUUUCCCAAUUUGUUAGGCAACUUUAUGCCAUUCAGACAAUCUGUGGAUGAUCAUAACUUAUAAAAUAUCUACCAAAAAAUUGAAGUUGUUAAGCAUCUGAAUCUGGUUCUUUCCCAAGUUUGAGAUG